Molecule: messenger RNA, 1074 nt
Organism: Cyanistes caeruleus (blue tit)
Lineage: Eukaryota; Metazoa; Chordata; Aves; Passeriformes; Paridae
Source: RefSeq, a predicted model, not a curated record
CUCACCUGUGUCCCUCCGUCCCGCAGGAGGAGCUGCAGCACGGACAAGUCCCCGGGCUCGGGCUCCGUGGGCUCCCCCGCGUCCCAGCGCAAGGACAUCGGGCGCUCCGAGUCCCUGCGCGUCGUGUCCCGCGCCCACCGCAUCUUCCGCCCCUCCGACCUCAUCCACGGAGAGGUGCUGGGCAAGGGCUGCUUCGGCCAGGCCAUCAAGGUGACGCAUCGGGAGACGGGCGAGGUGAUGGUGAUGAAGGAGCUGAUCCGCUUUGACGAGGAGACUCAGAGGACCUUCCUCAAAGAGGUGAAGGUGAUGCGCUGCCUGGAGCACCCCAAUGUGCUCAAGUUCAUCGGGGUGCUCUACAAGGAGAAGAGGCUCAACUUCAUCACAGAGUACAUCAAAGGGGGCACCUUGAGGAGCCUCAUCAAGAGCAUGGACAGCCACUACCCCUGGAGCCAGCGGGUCAGCUUCGCCAAGGACAUCGCUGCUGGCAUGGCCUACCUCCACUCCAUGAACAUCAUCCACCGUGACCUCAACUCUCACAACUGCCUCGUGCGGGAGAACAAGAGUGUGGUGGUGGCUGACUUUGGGCUGGCUCGGCUGAUGGUGGACGAGAAGAACCAGCCUGAACAUCUCAAGAACCUGAAGAAACCGGACCGCAAGAAACGCUACACGGUGGUGGGGAACCCCUACUGGAUGGCCCCCGAGAUGAUCAAUGGGAGGAGCUAUGAUGAGAAGGUGGACAUCUUCUCCUUCGGCAUCGUCCUGUGCGAGAUCAUUGGCCGGGUGAGCGCUGACCCCGAUUACCUGCCCCGCACCACCGACUUCGGCCUCAACGUCCGGGGCUUCCUGGAGCGCUACUGCCCCCCUGCCUGCCCCCCCAGCUUCUUCCCCAUCGCCGUCUGCUGCUGCGACCUGGACGCCGAGAAGCGGCCGUCCUUCGCCAAGCUGGAGCAGUGGCUGGAGACGCUGCGCAUGCAUCUGGAGAUCCACCUGCCGCUGAGCUCGCAGCUGGAGCAGCUGGACCGAGCCUUCGGGGAGGCGCACCGGCGGGAGGGGGGCCCGCCCGCGCCCCCGCGG